This is a messenger RNA of Suillus fuscotomentosus, 801 nucleotides long. RefSeq lists its product as uncharacterized. The transcript has 11 exons. The coding region runs from base 1 to 801 and encodes 266 amino acids. NCBI's taxonomy places the organism in Eukaryota, Fungi, Basidiomycota, Agaricomycetes, Boletales, Suillaceae. The record is from RefSeq and is a predicted model, not a curated record.
AUGACUGUGAAGGCUCCAACAGUCAACAUCAAUUUUAUCCAACAGGAUGAGGAUGAGUCUGAGCUCAUGAAGUCUAAGUUAAAGAAACAAAUAAACACUUUCCACUUGGACAUCAUUUUGAUGCUAACUUUGAUAAAUGCAUCUGAGUCCACAUCAUCUUCAGCUCCAGUGUUCAACUUGACAUUUAACAACAAGUUUAUGCUAGUCUUGGUUGAACUCAUAGGUCAAAGGGCACAAGUUGUUCUCCUUGGCAUUAUAAUAUGUUUCCUGAUGAAUCUCUUCAUAAUGAGUUUCCUGCCUGUGAUGGUGAAGCACAUCCAGUGGUAUUAUGAAGAUCACGCACUGUUGGAUGAUGGUGCACAUGCAGCAUUCUUCAAAGAACAUGGUGCCUGGUGGACUGAACUUGCUUACCUCUCGUACUUUGAUCUUAUUCCAAUUGUUUGGCAAACCUUCAUCGACAAGUCGAAUAAAGACUUUGAGUCUGCAAGGAAGCGCUAUCUCAAGGCUCAAGAAAAAUUCAACAUGGACUUUAUGGCAUGGAAGCAUGAUGAGCCAGCUAACCUACUACAUCUAUCAACUGCACUGAAGAUAUUUUGUGGAAGCUCUGUGCAGCUUGAUUUGCUACCACAAGCUGAAGCACUACUUCAAGAAUAUCUUCUUGAAUUCAAAUGGCAUGCACCCUUAGAUGUAUGGCAAAGAGUCAAUGAAGCCGUUGGCAACUUUCACUGGUCGGUUCACCUUGUGCAGCAAAUCAAUGACUAUGGGCCUGUUUACAACUUCUGGGUGUUUCUGUCUGAGUGA